Molecule: messenger RNA, 1829 nt
Organism: Owenia fusiformis
Lineage: Eukaryota; Metazoa; Annelida; Polychaeta; Sabellida; Oweniidae
Source: the annotation of a GenBank genome assembly
UAUACUUCAAAAUGGCUACUAACUCUGUUGUGCUGUGUAAUCGUAUGUCCUCAAAAACCUCUCGUUUGAGGCUUGAAGGAGUUGAUUUUAGCGGAAAUGUCUCAAUUUUUAGAAAGAAUAUCUCGCAAAGACUUGAUAUAAAUGCUGAAGAAAUCGAGCUGGUGUAUUGUGGACGUUGUCUCAAAGAUGAAGAUACGGUUACGUCAUAUGGUGUUAGACCUGGGGCAACUGUACAUGUCCUAAAGUCGAACAAGACUGAAUUACCUUCUGCAGUUCAGGCUUUGGACAAUACAGCUGUGCAACAAUGCGUAACUGCUCUUCAGAAUACACUAGAAAACCCAGCAUAUAGACACAUAGUCGAACGGAUGCUCUCUGAUCCGAAAACUUUAGAGAACAUAGUUGCUGCAACUCCUGGGGUUGAUAAAGAUCCAGUUGCCUUGGCGAUGUUGCAAGACCCGGAUACGCUCAGCAUUCUUGCUGACAAGGAUGUCAUGUUAAAAGCUAUAGAAAGUCAUCCAUGUAUGGGACAUGCUGCACAAAUGGUUGCCGCGGCAGUGAAGAAAGAAGUUGCCAAGGGAACCACAAGUUCAUCUAGAGGUACAUAUUCCAUGGAUCAGAUGGAUGAGGAAGAUUUUAUGGGGUCUUCCCGCUCAAGAGGACCCCAACAAGCCAUCACGACAAAUCAACUUGCUGCAGCCCUUGCAAUGGCCAAUAGUAGCAGCAGUAGCAGGCCUACUGAAAGUAUGGACCAAUCAUCUUCCUCUAACUCAACCUCACGGCCUGACAAUUCAUCAGCGUCAGCCAAUCAGAUCACAAACGAUUUCAUCCGCUAUGCUCUUCAGGCUGCAAGUGGAGCUCCACCAGGGGGCAGUACUGAAGCUUCUGCCAUGACGAGAGAAAAUUUACAGUCACAGUUGCAACAGCUACAUGAUAUGGGAAUAAGUGAUGAAGCUACUGCAUUACGGGCGCUCCAAGCCACUGGGGGAAAUGUUCAAGCUGCUCUGGAGUUAAUCUUCGGUGAUGGGACAUUUUAAAAUUCUCAUUCUACAGAUAUUUUUUAAAAAUCAUAUUAUUGACAUUUUGGCAGAGUAUUCAAACAUUUAAACAUGUUACAGAGAUGAAGUAUGAUAGAUUCUUACUUUUUUGAGUUACUUUUAAACUCUUUGGAAGAAAAUUGUAAAUGUAUGGAUUUGUGAACAGAAUAUAAAGAGACCUAUUUGGUGUCCAAAAAAGUGAACCGCUUUUCAACAAGUAUUUUCUAAGCUAGAGAUAAGCCAAAUUAUUUAAAAAUAUGUAUAAAUGAACUAUAGGGUAUUAUUAGCAAAUGCUUUAAAUAUGAAAGAGAUUGGUUUGCAUAUUAUGCGAGUACUGUAUUCUCAAAUCAAAAAUAUCAUGCCAAUACUUCCAAUAUCAUGGAAAAGUCACUUAUUUCAUCUGAAAUGAGCUGUUUUUCUGAGCAGAAUGCUUUUGUGUGUUUUGCCAUUGAUAUCGCCUGCCAUGACAUGAUUGUCCCAUCCUUAUGAAUGUUGGAAGUGGUUCAAUUGUAGCCUCAUGAAUGUUAACACUUGAUAGCAGGCACAAACUCAAUGAAGGUCUCAUUGUUAGCUACUCAUUGUGCAUCUCCGAUAUUGUAUUUUUUCGGACAUGAUUUUUUAAGAUCAUCAUAAAAUACCUAACCGAUCUUUUCAUAUUUGUACAACUUGCUAAUGAUACCCUUAGGCUACGUAAUGAAAAAUUUUGAUUUUAGUAUCAAUUGCCGAGAAAAUACUUGUCAAAAAGUGAUUCACUUUUCUUGGGACACCCGAUAAUAUGUCAUUCUGAGCCCCGGC